Myxozyma melibiosi is the source of this 2013-nucleotide messenger RNA. Its product is annotated as Phenylalanyl-tRNA synthetase beta subunit. The coding region runs from base 67 to 1857 and encodes 596 amino acids. Gene Ontology annotation, biological process: phenylalanyl-tRNA aminoacylation. Gene Ontology annotation, cellular component: phenylalanine-tRNA ligase complex; cytoplasm. Gene Ontology annotation, molecular function: RNA binding; magnesium ion binding; ATP binding. The transcript is spliced from 5 exons. The record is from RefSeq and is a predicted model, not a curated record. NCBI's taxonomy places the organism in Eukaryota, Fungi, Ascomycota, Lipomycetes, Lipomycetales, Lipomycetaceae.
CAACGCUGUGAAAUAUCCCCGGACUUUCUUCGUUGCCGUUGUUUAAUAAAGAAUUGAGAAGUCAGCAUGCCUACCGUCGGUGUUGACAAAGAGGAUCUCUACAAGGCCUUGGGCCGAUCUUACACGACCGAGGAAUUCGAUGAGUUGUGUUUCGAGUUUGGAAUUGAGCUCGAUGAGGAUACCUCGCAGGGCGAAUUGCCAAUUGUGAAUGGUGUUCAGGAGCGGGCGCAGCUCAAGAUUGAAAUUCCUGCUAACCGUUAUGAUAUGCUGUGUUUCGAGGGUAUUGCUCGGGCUCUCAACAUUUUCCUCGGCCGCGAGAAGUUGCCCGCUUAUACCUUGACCAAGCCAGAGAAGAUGAUUCAGUUUGUCGUUAAGCCGGAGACGGCCCAAAUUCGACAAUACAUCUCAUGCGCUGUCCUUCGUGGGAUCACCUUCACCCCCCGUCGCUACGAGUCCUUCAUUGGACUUCAGGACAAGCUUCACAACAACCUGUGUCGCAACCGUACCCUCGUGUCUAUGGGUACUCACGAUCUUGACACCAUCGAGGGCCCUUUCACUUAUGAGGCUGUCACCCCGACCGAUAUCUCCUUUGUUCCCUUGAACCAGACCAAGCAGAUGAACGGUGAAGAGCUAAUGCAGUUCUACGACGGAGACAAGCACUUGGGUCGUUUCCUGCACAUCAUUCGCGACUCCCCGGUCUACCCUGUUGUCUACGAUGCUAAGCGCCGUGUCUGCUCGCUGCCUCCUAUCAUCAACUCUGAACACUCCAAGAUCACUUUGGACACCAAGAACGUGCUGAUUGAAGUCACUGCCACAGACAAGACCAAGGUCGAGAUUGUCGUCAACCAGCUCGUCGCCAUGUUCUCCGAGUACUGCAGCGAGCCUUUCACUAUCGAGCCAGUCGAGAUUGUCUCUCCUCACAACGGCGAGUCGCGCAUCACCCCCGAUAUUUCAAUGCGCGAGACAACCGCCGAGGUCUCCUACAUCAACGGAUGCUGUGGAUUCAAACAGACUCCUGAGGAGCUGUGUGCAUUGCUUGCUCGCAUGUCGUUAGUCGCUAAAGUUAAUGCCAAGGAUAGCAAUCUCCUUGAUGUCUCCAUUCCUUGCACCCGACCCGACAUCCUGCACCAGUGUGACAUCAUGGAAGAUGCCGGCAUCGCGUACGGUUUCAACAACCUGGACCGCACCUUCCCUGGAAAGUCUGGCACUAUCGGCGAUCCUUUCCUGCUCAACAAGGUUUCCGACAUUGUACGCCGAGAGGUUGCCAUGACUGGCUGGUCUGAGGUCUUGCCUCUGAUUCUUUGCUCACAUGACGAGAACUUCAAGUUCCUUCGUCGCAAGGAUGACGGCAACACUGCCGUUAAGCUCGCCAACCCUAAAACCUUAGAAUAUCAGGUCGUGCGCACAAGUCUGCUUCCUGGCAUGCUGAAGACUAUUCGCGAGAACCGAAAGCAUUCGCUUCCCGUCAAGAUCUUUGAAGUUUCCGAUGUCGCGUUCAAGGACGAGUCUCUUGAGCGGAAAUCUUUCAACCAGCGUCACUGGGCCGCCGUCUUUGUCGGUAAGACUUCCGGCUUCGAGACCGUCCACGGCCUUCUCGACCGUGUGAUGAAGAUGCUUCGCAUCAACUGGAUCAAGGAGUCCGACACCGGCGUGCCUGGAUAUUUCAUCAAGGAAGCCAACGACGACACUUUCUUCCCCGGAAGAGCUGCCGAUAUCUUCUUCAGACUACGAACCGAUCCUAGCAAAACCGUCAAGAUUGGAUCCUUUGGAAUCCUGCAUCCCGAGGUGCUCGAGCACUUUGAGAUUCCGGGCGUUGUCGGUUCUGCAUUGGAGGUCAACAUAGAACCUUUCCUUUGAACGUUUCCAUUAUAUACUAAUCCGCCGUUGAUUUUGCUACUUGUUUGAUGACUGUUCAGUCACAAAUCGACUGGAAGUUUUUGUUUGCUGUCAUUGUAUAAAACUGUAUGAACAUCGGCUUCUUAAUUCUCACUUUAUAAAUAAUUACAAUCCAAA